This is a messenger RNA of Cryptococcus wingfieldii CBS 7118, 1590 nucleotides long. Its product is annotated as cytosine permease. Gene Ontology annotation, biological process: transmembrane transport. The record is from RefSeq and is a predicted model, not a curated record. The coding region runs from base 1 to 1590 and encodes 529 amino acids. The transcript is spliced from 6 exons. Gene Ontology annotation, molecular function: transmembrane transporter activity. Lineage: Eukaryota; Fungi; Basidiomycota; Tremellomycetes; Tremellales; Cryptococcaceae. Gene Ontology annotation, cellular component: fungal-type vacuole membrane; plasma membrane.
AUGUCGGACAUUGAAAAGGGCAUCGAAUCCGCCGAAGAUGGCAAGAGAUCCAGGUCCUCCGGCUCAGAAGCCUUCGAGGGCCUUCCCGCCGUAGACCCCGGAGUGUACUCUGGCCGACACGAAGUCGGAGAACCCACCGGGCGAUGGGCAAAGUUUGACAGAUUCAACAGAUCCUUGGAGCAGAAGAUGGGUAUCGAGUCGAGAGGUAUCGAGCGUGUGUCCGAGUCGGAUCGAACAGACAAGAGACUGUAUGGCAACACCUUCAUCUGGAUGUCUGCCAACAUGGUCUUGCCUACUUUCGGUAUCGGAAUCCUCGGUCCCCUCCUCUUUGAUCUUGGUCUCGGCGAUUCGAUGCUGGCCAUCCUCUUUUUCAACGCUGGAACCGCUUGUAUCCCAUCCUUUAUGGCUACUUUCGGUCCCAAACUCGGUCUCCGACAGAUGACUUCUGCCCGAUACUCUUGGGGUUUCUACGGUGCCAAGUUGGUGGCCUUUUUGAACUGUAUAGCUUGUGUUGGCUGGUCCAUCAUCAACACCAUCUCUGGUGCUCAGACCCUUGUCGCCGUCUCGGAAUACAGGAUCUCUGAUGCCGUCGGUACCGUCAUCAUCGCCAUCGUCACUCUCGUCAUCGGUCUUUUCGGCUACAAGUUUGUCCACACCUACGAAAGGUACUCUUGGGCGCCUACAUUCGUCACCUUCCUCGUCAUGGUCGGUAUCGCCGCCAAGCACCUUGUCAAUGUCCCCAUGGGUGUUGGACAAGCCGAGGCCGCUGGUAUUCUCUCUUUCGGUGGUACCAUCUUUGGCUUCACCAUCGGUUGGUCUAGUUUGUCCAGUGACUUUAACGUCUACAUGCCGUCCGAGGCCAAGUCUCGAGCCGUCUUUGGCUGGACUUAUCUUGGUCUAAUUGUCCCUCUUCUCCUGGUCGAGUGGCUCGGUGCCGCCAUCGGUGCUGCUGCUACUGUCUACACCCCCUGGGCCGACGCUUAUGCCGAGCACGAGCUUGGUGGUCUUGUCGGCGCCGUCUUCAUUCCUCCCAUGGGCAAUGGUGGUAAAUUCUUCAUGACCCUUCUCGUUCUCUCCGUCGUUGCCAACAACACCGUCAACGUCUACUCUAUGGGUUUGAGUGUCUCUGUCGUCGCCAACUGGCUCGCCGCCAUCCCCCGACUUGUCUGGCCGUUCGUCAUCACCGGCAUCUACAUUCCCAUCUCCAUCGUUGGCGCCAACCACUUUGCCGAUUCCCUCGAAGACUUCCUCAACGUCCUCGGUUACUGGCUCGCCAUCUACGCUACCGUCGUCAUUGAGGAACACAUCAUCUUCCGUAAACGCAACUAUGACAACUACCACGCUUCCGAAAGCUGGAACAGGUCAGACAAGCUGCCAAUCGGUCUUGCCGCAAUCUUUGCGGGAUGCUGUGGUGUUGCUGGUGCCGUCUUGGGUAUGGCCCAGGUUUGGUACAUUGGCCCUAUUGGCGCCAAGGUUGGUGGCACUGCCGACCCCUUCGGUGGCGAUGUUGGAUGGAUCCUCGCCGCUGUGUUCACUGGUGUCGUCUACCCCGGUGCUCGAUUCCUCGAACUCAAGUGGACCCGCCGCUAG